Suillus bovinus is the source of this 1441-nucleotide messenger RNA. RefSeq names its product ligand-effect modulator 3 family. The coding region runs from base 61 to 1254 and encodes 397 amino acids. Gene Ontology annotation, cellular component: plasma membrane; endoplasmic reticulum; Golgi apparatus. The record is from RefSeq and is a predicted model, not a curated record. Lineage: Eukaryota; Fungi; Basidiomycota; Agaricomycetes; Boletales; Suillaceae. The transcript is spliced from 6 exons.
AAGCAUUCGGCUGCAUCAUCCCGUGGCUGCGCCAAAGCGACUUGGACUACCACGACAACCAUGCCUCUCUUCAACCGCGCAAAGAAGCGUGGUGACUCUUCCGACAAUGCCCAAGACCAGAAUGGAGGGCGUAAGAAGGAGAAAGGAAGCUGGAGGAAACCAGCAAAUACUGCGUUCAAACAGCAGCGUCUUAAGGCGUGGCAGCCUAUCUUGACGCCAAAAACCGUUCUCCCAACACUAUUCAUUAUUGGGAUCAUCUUUGCACCAAUAGGUGGCUUGUUGGUGUGGGGUAGCAGUCUUGUGUCGGAAAUGACGUUCGACUAUACCAAUUGCUGGAAUCAGUCAGUCUCGACGUCGCCCACCAACCUCUCCUGGGCGAACAUGCCUUACACAUAUAACCUACGAUCAUCGGACUCGGGCAAAACAAUCACACCUCCCCAAUUCGCUUACUACUACGAUGCUUCAGCACCAGAGGAUCAGAAGCAUUCAUGCUACAUCAACUUUGACGUCGUAUCCGACUUGGCUGCCCCGGUGUUCCAGUAUUACAAGCUCACUAACUUCUACCAGAACAACCGUCGAUAUGUCCAGAGUUUAGAUACGUCUCAAUUGCAAGGUGACUAUGUCAGUUCGGCUACUCUUGGCAGCAGCAAUUGCGAUCCUCUUGGCUCCGUAAACGGGAAGGCUAUAUAUCCCUGCGGAUUGAUCGCUAAUUCUGUUUUCAAUGACACUUUCUCUGGCUUUACGCCUGUUAAUUCGACAGGCAACCCUUUCUAUAAUUUCUCACAAUCUGGCAUCGCCUGGCCCGGUGAGGCUAAGAAAUACAGCGCCACGUCGGGUUACACCAAUAAUUUGGAUGAGGUCGUACCUCCUCCGAACUGGGUGCUGCGCUACCCAAGCUACCCUAACGCUAGUUCCAUACCGAACCUGCAAGCGGACGAGCACUUCCAGAAUUGGAUGCGGACGUCAGGUUUGCCGACGUUCACUAAACUUUAUGGACGUAACGAUACUGCUACCCUGCAAGCGGGCCAAUAUCAAGUCCUUGUCUACAUGAACUAUCCGGUUCAGGGUUACAAGGGAACAAAAUCUCUUGUUAUUUCUACCGUGUCUUGGAUAGGUGGGAAGAAUCCGUUCUUGGGUUGGGCUUAUGUUGCAGCAUCAUGUGUCUUUGUGUUCCUUGCAUUAGCGGGGACUAUCCGACACCUUCUCAAGCCGAGACGUUUGGGGGAUAUGACGUUGUUGUCCUGGAACCAAUAGAGCAUGUUGGAUUUUACGAACACUCGUAUGUACUGAAGGGUGGCCGAUUUGACCCUGUAACAUCAUUCCAUGAACUUAGCCCAUUGCAUAUCAUAUUCUAUCUAAUCUAUGAACUACAGUGAAGGGGUAUAGCCAAUGCCGUCGCAGCUUAUAAUGACGAAACCUGAUGGAUCCUCCUGGAGAUGGA